Molecule: messenger RNA, 1627 nt
Organism: Danaus plexippus (monarch butterfly)
Lineage: Eukaryota; Metazoa; Arthropoda; Insecta; Lepidoptera; Nymphalidae
Exons: 2
Coding region: 115-1263 (382 amino acids)
Source: RefSeq, a predicted model, not a curated record
GAAGUCUGCCCAAUCGGUUGUGUCUGUUAUUCUUAUAUUUUGAGCCAAUCGCUUAUUUAAACCAAACAUAAUUUCUUAAUCCUUUGAUUUUUUUAUAAAUUAAAUUUUUAUAAAAUGAAUGUCUCAGAAGAAUUUCUAAGUGAAGCGGUAAAGCACGUAGCUGAUUAUUUUUCCUUUGAAACUUGGAGUAUGCAAAAGGAAGAGAUGAAAGAAACAAUUGAAAAUUAUUUUGGUAUCCUCAUACCUGUUACUGUGGUGGGAGUCAUAAAAGGUGAAAAAAUAUACAAAUCUGUUUAUAUAAAAUUAGCACCGCAUAAUAUUAAUGAAAAACUAAAAUCAGUCGUCCGAGAUCACUAUAUAGUUGAAGCUUUCACAUACACAACUCUCAUACCGAUGUUUAAGCAAGAAUCGGAUAUUGAUAUUGUUGUACCCGAUUUAUAUUAUGCAAGCUUAGAACCAAAUAAAGAGUUUUUAAUUCUAGAAAAUAUGUCGUGCAAUGAAUAUAGAAGAUAUGGGAACAAAUUUCUCGAUUCGGAUCAUAUUUACAUAGCGCUGAAAGCAUUAGCACGUUUUCACUCAAUGUCUACUGUUUUGACUAUAAAAGGAAAAGAUCCUGCUCACCAUUUAAUGCAUCCAUACUCAUGCGCCUAUCCACCAGGUUAUUAUGAGUUUAUUCAGCUGUCCAUGAAAAAUCACCUACAUCUUUUCGAGAGCACCCCCUAUUGGGAAUAUUUAAAGUCUCUUGUGACCAACCUGUCAUCGAAUGUUGAUGACGCGUCAUCAAAAAUCAAACAUAUCGUUUAUGGCCAUGGUGAUUAUUGGAGAGAAAAUUUGUUGUUCAAAUAUGAAAAUAAUAAACCGAAUGAAAUUUGUCUACUGGAUUUUCAAAAAUGUAGGAAAACGUCUCCCGCCUAUGACUUUCUUAUAUUACUUCUGACAAAUUUAAAUUCUAAAGAUCGACUCCAAAACUUCCAAAACUUUUUGGAGACCUACGUAUCUACAUUUCGCUUAUGCGUUGAUAAGCAUACUUUAAAAGUAGAUUAUACAUUAGAUGACUUUAAUGAAGAUAUUAAAAUUGUUGCUCCUAUGUGUUUAGCUACUGCCACUAUGAGUUUUUCACUGUGGUUAGGUCUAGAAAACGAUAAUUUUCAAAGCAAAUACGUUUGUGAUGACGAUUCAAGAUUGAUAACUUUGAAAUCCUUUAAAAAUAUAGUUUGUGACAUGUUAAAGGAUCUAAUAAAUCUUAAGUACAUUAAAAUGUAAGACAAUAUUUUUUCAAGAACAACAUUCAAUUAGUAAUAAAUAGAAAUCUAUGUAAGAUCUUUCUUGUUGGUAAUAGACCAUAAAGUGCGUAUUACAUUAUCUUCCCUUUCUUGACAUCUAUCACUUUGCUUGAAAUGUGCUUUAAAUAAUAAUAAAAGAGUGGAAAGUUAAUAUUCAUUAGAUGACAGAAAUGUAAUGGUUAGAAUAUGGGAGAACCACAGACAACAAAUAUAUCGAAAUUUACUAUUGAAAACCGUUUCUUGCUCUACUGAUAAAUACUAAUAAAGCACAUAUUUUUAAUUUAUUGGAGACACAUUAUAACAAAAAGCUUUCUAUAAAAUGUCUAUGAACUUAAACGAGUCUU